Molecule: messenger RNA, 4745 nt
Organism: Syngnathoides biaculeatus (alligator pipefish)
Lineage: Eukaryota; Metazoa; Chordata; Actinopteri; Syngnathiformes; Syngnathidae
Gene: misp3
Product: MISP family member 3
Exons: 4
Coding region: 265-2352 (695 amino acids)
Source: RefSeq, a predicted model, not a curated record
UGAACUGCACCAGUGCACUAAUGCAGACUAACAAUAUCACGUUGGAGGCAACGAACGUGAAAAUAAGUUGACGGUCAUUAAGGAUGAAAAAGUGAGGAAGGCUCGGCGAUGGCAACUUCGUCUCAUUGGAGGACCCUGCAAUGCGCAAUGGACUGGGGGGGUCGUCGGCUACAGAACUUGAGCACGUAUUCAAGCUCUCGAUAUCACAGCCGGAGCUGGCACAAAAAUGUUUACUGAGAUCAAAAGAUCUUCAUUGCCGUCACCAUGGCAACAGAGUCCCUUCAAGAGCAAGGGGGUCCCACCGACGAGCAAGAGUGCCCGAUCCAACGCGACGUGGACGCUAGCCUCGAUUCCGCUGCGCUUGAGCCAGAGCUCCCCAGAGCAGGACCAGAAGAGGACACUGAAGUGGUUCAGGGACGCGGCCAAACUGAAGAGAUCUCGACGGAAUGCGUCCAAGAUGAGAAACCUGAUGAGUUGAAGAAGCUGAUUGGUCAAGGUGCUUUCCUAGAACCUGAACCAAAAGAGGAUUUCUCCAGCUUGGAGGUGGAGAUCUCAGAGUGGUCCAGUGAUGACGACAUCAGCUCUCCUGAAUGUCACCAGAAUCUGCAACAACUCUCCCGAUGUGAGGAUAGUUCUCUGGUAUCGGACUUUUCUCUAAGGACGUCUCGGAGUAUCAGUCACCCGCUUCCGCUUGAUGUUAGUUCACCUCCUUUUGCUGAUGUGGAAGAGGAAACAAACAUGUGCGCUUCCAAAUCCUCUCCUGGCUCACACCCCACACACCCAAAGUCGAAUGCGAUUUCAUUAGACGGCCAGCAGGGGGGGGUACUUGGCCAAGGUCAACAAGAGCUCACCCCCAACAGAGUAAAGCAGGAAACUGCUCAACAGGUGCCCGGGCAGAACUCUGCACCUUUGUCUGGCGUUGCCAUGGAGCCAGCCAAUCGGGGUGGGGCGGCUUUCAAAGGCUCCGUCUGUGUUGUCACAGUGAGAGAAAGCCUGACAGACGGGGAAGGGGAGAGCGAAACAGGAGCGCAGAAUCACAGUGGACCUGGAGGGGACGAGGUGGUUGGACAAAAGCAAGGUGAAGGGCCGGUGAGAGUUUCCGAAUUCAUUCACGUCGAGGAAGAGAAGAGGGGAAACAAGGGCAUCGCUGAGUGUUCUAACCCCGUCAGAAUGGAGAAUGACUCAGCCGAGGACAGCCAAAGCGACAGCGGAUUAUCGGCAGACUUCUCCCCACGCAACACUGCAGACGUCACCGCAGCCUCCCAAGAAACUCUACCCAAAGAGACGCCAAUUGAGAGGGAGAUCAGGCGGGCCAUCGAGCGAGAGCAUAGUCUGAGGAGGUCCAGGGGGCUUCCAAACGCAUCUGCAGAGUACGUCGAGAUCCCCCUGAUGAAAGCCGUCCUCAACCAGACCGUCGUUGACAAAUCGGAGAAAUUCCACGGCAUAGACAGAGAGCUGGCGGGUAAAAUGAUGCAACACGAGAUCCACGCGGAGGUCGGCCGAGAACAAGAUCUGGUCAAGAUGGGGAAGGUUCCCGGUUUCUACGACAAGGGGACGGUUCGGAAACUGAAAGAGAAGAAACAGCUUUUUGAAGCGUUUCAAAACCACCGCAGUGAGUCACCUUUGAGCGUGUCCAGUGGGAGCAGCAGCAGCGCCGGCUCCACUUCGGAGAGCCGGGAUGAGACCUCGUCACAGGCGUCCACUGUGAGAAGCUCAGAGGGGAGACCGAGUACUGAGCAGCUAAGAGGUCCUAGAGGACCGGGCUUAUCUGAGGGAUUGUCCUGCCAGGUCCUCAUUCUGGAGAAGGACCCCAGUGCCCCGGGACAGAAGCACCUCCACACCGCCGCAGAGGUAGACGGCCUCGUCGGACUUGAUCCGGAAGCUCUUGAUGUCCUCUCGUCCGUUUCGGGGGGGCACCAUUUCGAGCUGGAGGCAGAGGAGAUGUCGCCCAAGGAGAACCCAUUCUUCAAGCUGCGUUCCCUCGCAGACGGCGUUAAAGUGGAGAAGGAUAUCCGGGAGGCUCAAGAGAGGGAGCAGGAGCUCCGCAAGCAGAGGAGCAACCUGUAUGGGGAUGCCGGAGGAGGUGGCGGCAGCGGCGGCGGCAGGCCAGUCGGCGUGGAUAGAAGGAGCCUUCGAGCGUCUGGUCUGAAUUCUCCCGGCUCUUUGUCCAGCAGCGGUAGCGGACACUCAGCAGACUGCCAAUCCGUUGGAAAGCUCAGCGCGUGGCCCCCGGGCCGGGACCACGGAGACGCCGAGGACCGGCCGAAGGUGGUCCACAGCUCGAGACACAAGACCCCGCUGGUGCACCUGUGGGAGUCGGGCCGGGUCAACGGACACAACCCGCAAGAGUAGCGAGGAGGAGAAAAGUCGGAAAAGUGACGCUUAUCGGAAGGGAGCGUCAACGAAGAAGAGAGCGACAGCGAGGAAGAGGUCGAGAUUGACGUCGGACGGGAGGAAAAGUGGCUGACUGAACUUGCACACGCGUUCAUCUGAAAAAAACGAAAAACCCGGUUGUUCUACCGUAAUUCCCGGCCUAUAAACCGCAACUUUUUCCACACGCUUACGACGAUGCGGCUAAUUUGUGGAUUUUUUUUUUUUCUAACGGCCGCAAGGGGGCACUCGAGCGGAAAAGGUAAGAGUGAGACCGGUGGAAUAUAUGUGCCGAGGAAGUAACUUUUACCGGUCCGGCCACGUUACCGCUACGCUCCCGCAUUACUGCCGUGUCUCGGUUUUUACCAGUAUGUUUUUUUUUAACCAGCCCUGUUAAUGCGGCAGUGCUAGCGUUAGCGCGGCGGUGCUAGUGUUAGCAUUAGCGCUGUGGCGUUAGUGUUAAACUCUCUGUGUACCGUCUUAUCUCGUGUUUCAAUGUCUGUUUCAAUGUGGGCACUUGAACGGUUUUACACGCCUGCGGCGGAUGUACGUACCAAAUGUUAUUUCCUUUACAAAUAUACUGGGUGAGGCUUAUAACCAGGUGCGUUCUGGUGGCUGGGAAUUACGGUAAUUAUCAGUAAUCACAGAAGCUUUUUUUUUUUUUUUUUUAAAUGGUCAUUCACUUUAUGACUUCUGCGAUAAAAUGGCGUCCGGAAGAAAAAUCCAAGCAAUAAAUCUCACGUUCCAGUGCUCCUGCAAAUUAGUUUUUCGCCUCUUUGAUAUCUGCACUCUUAUUUGUUAACGAGGCUUUUUACGACAAUAUUGUUCAUUGUUGAUGAUUAUUAGUGCGGUUGGCGUAGCGCUUUGUAUCAUACUGACAGCGGUUUAUAAUAUUUUGUCCUCUUGUGACAACUGUUGAGCUCACGCACGUGUCCCCAAUGUUGUACGUAGUGUCCCUAAUUCGUUCGUUUGUUUGUUUUAAUAUGAUCACAAAGUUGACAAUUUCCUAAUGAGCUUGUCACGCGGUGGAAUGAACAAACAAGGAGGUUAAUCCGGGACUUUACCUAAGGCCCUGCGUUCGGAUUAUGGCGCAAUAAAAGUUGAUCUGGAUUUCGCAGGUGAAUUAUGAUAGUCCAGAGUACACGCGCGGGAAUAAAAGCGCCUCUGUUGAAUCCCUUUUUGAGUCACACAACGCAGUAUAUGUUGAACUUUGGAAUGAAACUUGAUAUUAGCCAGCAGGGUCGUGAUGAAACUUCAUACUUUUGUUUUGUAUGCAAGAUUAUUUUAUGUGUAUGAGGUUCAGAGGAGCUCUUACAUCAUUGCUUUGCUCCAGUACAGUAUUGUAUUAGCAAUAUUGGCAUUACAUAUUGACGGUGGUUACACCAGAGGGAGCAGCAUAUUGACCACGGAAUUGAUAUUAAAAUAACAAUAUUUUAGUGGUAUUUUAUCGCAUUCUAAUAUACAAUACGGACAUUUUAUACAGUUUCUCAGGGAAGGCUGGAACGAAUUGACGGGAUUUUCAUGCAUUUCAAUGGGGAAAGAUGAUUUGAGAGUCAAGUUUCAUUCAUCACAUUGUUACAGCACGCAAAAUUUUUUUCUUUUGUAGAUGGCUAAAAAAUAUAAAAAAAUAUGCCCUGGAGUUGCCGCGGCAAUAACAGAGAUGCUAGUUUCCUUUUUACAUGCCGCUUACAUGAAUUUUGAGGUUGAGCUACUGUUUGCGUAGCCGUUCCAGCCUGUUCAACGUGUGCCAAAAUGUUGGAAUGGAGAUAAGAGAAACUGCGGCCAUUAUCGGAACAUGAUUUUAUCUGCGCUGUUGUCCUCCUUUGGGUGUCAGGACGUGUUUGAAAUGCGUCAUAGAUGCGCUUUAGUGGCUUCCUAAUCAUCUGUAAAUAAUUGAUUACCGGAUUCUUUCUGGACAAAACCCAGUGACACCACAAUAGUGGAAUACCAAUAAAUGCCCAAAAUGUUCAUCUUUUUGGGGAGAUUUUCAAAAUAGCGUCACAGAAUAAGAAGAAUAAAACCGUUAAGCAUGCAACAAAUCAACUUGACUGCUGUUCUGUCUCACCGUGUCACCAUAAAAGGCGCUGUGUACAAAUAAAUGACAGGCCCUUAAAAUGAAACCGUGGCACAAUAUUUCACUUUAAUAAGUCAUAACGCACACUUCGGAGAGAUGUCAGUAUCAGCGACGGGCAUCGGAACAGAUAAAUGCUUAAUUAAUGCUUUCUGUGUGUCUGGAUUUAGUCUACGUUCAAGAGAAACGAGGCUACAAUAGCAGAGUUUAAACAACAACGGAGAAUUGAGGACCAUCGGAUUGUAUUUAUGGAAAUACUGUAAACCGAGGGGUGAAAUAACUUUUGGUCCACUGUGUUUUGGAC